Sphenostylis stenocarpa is the source of this 204-nucleotide messenger RNA. Lineage: Eukaryota; Viridiplantae; Streptophyta; Magnoliopsida; Fabales; Fabaceae. The record is from the annotation of a GenBank genome assembly.
AUGCCGGUGGAGGUGGUUCAGUUCUACUGCAAGUAUAAUCUAGAUCUCCUCCAACAACUCUUCAAGGAAGAAAGAUGCGAUGCCAAAUUGAGAUUGGACAAAUACAUUGUCGAGCAUGGGUUGAUCACGACCAUGACCACCUUUGUCAUGACAAAUCUGGGGCUAAAAACAAGAAUAAGUGAGAGACGCAUCGCAAAAUAUUGA